This is a messenger RNA of Lactuca saligna, 294 nucleotides long. The record is from the annotation of a GenBank genome assembly. NCBI's taxonomy places the organism in Eukaryota, Viridiplantae, Streptophyta, Magnoliopsida, Asterales, Asteraceae.
AUGGAGGUCAAAAGAGAUAGCGAUGAAAUCAAUUUAGGUGACAAUGAGGGAAACCUAGAUGUUUUAGCGGAUGUUCUAUCAUCAAGAAGCACACAAACUUUUCCACCAACCAAUCCCUCUCCAACAACACUAGUGUGCAUGAAGAUUGUGAUCUCUUUUCCAAGUUUCGAAGAAGGUUCGAGAAUGUGUUCACAAGCAUUACACGUCUUCACCAAAAAACAAAAUCGUGAAACUUUUAUGUUUCCAAUGACUCACAAAGUGAAUAUGGAGUUCCUUAAGUUACUUAUGGAAUAA